UAAAAACUGUAGUAAAACGAACACCUGACAGCAGUGCUUACAAGCCAGAAAGUAUCAGCUAUCGAUAGUAGCGCAGUUAUCGCUUGUGCCGUCGGCGUUCCUAUCGCUAUCGCCGCCGGCGUUUUGGAUUGUGCAAAUAAUAAUAAACAAAUCAUCAGUUAAAAGAUCGUGUAAAAAUGCAGUGGACGGUACUUUGUCUGCUGGCAGUGGCCGUGAUGUGCUCAUCAGAGAGUCCGGCUUCCUCGGACACGGCUUUUCUGACGCCGGGCACGUCCAUAAAUGUCACGGAGAACGCCUACGGAUCGAAGACACUGCGGACGUACUGCUAUCCGGGCAAGCGCUACUCAGUUCUGAAUCUCUUCGAGACGGUGGAAUUCGUGCUGACGAUCGCCAGCGAGGACUAUGCCCAGUAUGGGGGCAGGACGCCGGAGGAGGUACUGGAGCACUACAACGAGCAGCAAUCGCUCUUCAGCAUCACCCUGUUUUCCCAGAAGCGUCAGCGUCUCCAGCUCUCGCCAUUUGACCAGCAAUGCAUCGGGAUCUCCUCCCGACAACCGUACAUUGUCGUUCUGAACACCAUUCAGUUGGAUCUGUGGCGAUUUGUCCAGUUCUCACUGGGCCUCCUGACCUUCUGGAGCGCCCGGCGGCUGGCGAAGAACAGUGUGUUCUACUAUCUGGCCGGGGUCCUCUUGGGCAUCUGCGCCUCCCUGCUGGUGGUCAUCUACCUGGCCGCCAAGCUCUUUCCGCGGCGACCCAUGAUGUACGGCGUCCUCAUCGGCGGCUGGACUAUUGGCUUCUAUGUCCUCAAGCAGCUGGCGGACAACUUGCGACUGAUCCUGCUCACCUACCGCGACCACGUCGUGUGGUAUCUGGUGGUCACCGGACUGAUUUCGUUCCUGAUUUGCUAUCGAAUUGGCCCGCCAAAGAAUCCGCGCUCCCAAAAUAUCAUCAUGUGGGUGCUGCAGGCGAUGGGCGGUGUCCUGGUGUACUUUUGCAGUUGGCACACGAGCGCCUUGGUCUUUCUAAUGGUAGUGGCCUUCGUGGCCCACUACUUCCCCAGGGCGUGGGUUCGUCAAGCCAAGAUCAUGUACCGGCGCCGCUUUCCGCCGAAGAGGCGGCUUCUAACUCAGGAGGAGUACUACCAGCAGUCGGCGGAGGAGACCUCGAAGUCCCUAGCAGAGCUAAGGAAAUUCGUCAACAGUCCGGAGUGCAAGCAAUGGAAAGUGAUCAGCAACCUGCGCAAUCCCAUGCGCUUUGCCACAUUCGCCAAUGGUGCACCGCAUCUGGAUGACGAGGAGAUCGAGGACUACUCGCGAGCCAUUGAGGAGUCCAUGGAGGCGGCGCCGCAGGAGGAUCCCGAGGAGUUUCUGCAGUGCAGCAUGUACUAUCGUCCGUCGGGAAGAUUCCGUUUAAGUAGUCCUUCGCGACACCGGGUCAACAUACCACUGCCGCAUUCCCAGCAUCGCACUUGAAGGAAGUCGUAAAACAAGAAGAUCAAGGAUGAUUUACCCGAAUAGAAUGCAGACGCCCAUCCGUUGAUGCACCCCACCAACCAAACCAAAAACUCAUUAGGCUAAGCUCAAACCAUCCCCGUGUGUAUAUUUCGCAACCGUUUUCAAACUUCCCACCCUUAUUUCAUUUUGAAUUCAUUUAUUUUAUGUUUCUUGAAACUGAAGUUAUAGUUCCACUCCAUUAAUAUUUGAUUACAUUUUUUGUACUUUUUUGUGUACUUUUCUUGAGACUGAAGUUAUAGUUCCACUCCAUUUUUAUUUGAUUUCGUUUUUUUGUACUUAUUUGUGAACUUUUCUUGUGACUGGUUAGGAAUAAAUCGAAAACAUAAAUGUUAUAUGAUCCAUGUGUAUUUAUUUCCAUUACCAAACAAUUUCUUAUCUUUCAUGGCUCUGAUUUUUAUUAACAGCAAGGAAAAACAAUACCAAGGUAUAGCCGUUUAUUUCUAAGUUCAGUUAGGGGUACAAAUUUAUUUAAAAAUUUAAUAAACAAAUUUCAACGGAGGCUUUUAGAGGUCCGGCUUAACCAAUUUUUUCUCUAGUUUUGCAAGCACUGAUUAUAAUUAUUAAUAUUUUGAGUUAAAUCAAAAGAAUUUGACCAUGGAGUUUUAGAAAAUAUUGAUUACUCUUUAUCUAUUUAUGCUAACAAGUUGGGGAAAAAUGGUGACGUUUUCUCAGUCAAAACUGCGUACAACCUGCUGUCUCAGCAUCGAUCUGAAACACAUAAUUAAUAAUAAGUCCGGGAAAGUAAAUACAAUUAUUAUUAUUAAUUAAAAAGAUUUAAAUCUAUGUUUCUUAACUUUUUUCCCCUCUAUAGGUAUAUAGUUAUUAGUUAAAAGUUGUAAUUAACAUCAAAUGGUAAUGCGAACUUUGUUUUAUGCUACCGGUCGAUCUCAAACAUGAAUCAAAUUUCUAAUGAAAAGGUCGCAUUACAGACAAGUGAAGUUGAUUAGCAGA
Molecule: messenger RNA, 2465 nt
Organism: Drosophila gunungcola (fruit fly)
Lineage: Eukaryota; Metazoa; Arthropoda; Insecta; Diptera; Drosophilidae
Gene: Nemp
Product: nuclear envelope integral membrane protein
Exons: 3
Coding region: 177-1472 (431 amino acids)
Cellular component (GO): nuclear envelope
Source: RefSeq, a predicted model, not a curated record